AUGAAUCGGUGUCCACUCCCACCCUUAUUGCACUCCAGCGUCACUGCCCGGGCCAAGGAACGAAUGCCCUCUCCAUCGAUCUCCUCUCCCCUUUACGCAGCGGCAGCUUUUCGCACUACUUCCAACUUGCCCAGGGCUCUAUAUGAAGCGGGCUACGGGGGCUCAAAUCAAACGAACAGCAGUCUCUGUACUACACUGUACAUGCCGGCGUAA
Chondrus crispus (carragheen) is the source of this 213-nucleotide messenger RNA. RefSeq lists its product as hypothetical. The record is from RefSeq and is a predicted model, not a curated record. The transcript has a single exon. Lineage: Eukaryota; Rhodophyta; Florideophyceae; Gigartinales; Gigartinaceae. The coding region runs from base 1 to 213 and encodes 70 amino acids.